This is a messenger RNA of Phaeoacremonium minimum UCRPA7, 957 nucleotides long. RefSeq names its product putative ferulic acid esterase protein. The record is from RefSeq and is a predicted model, not a curated record. Gene Ontology annotation, molecular function: feruloyl esterase activity. The coding region runs from base 1 to 957 and encodes 318 amino acids. The transcript has 2 exons. NCBI's taxonomy places the organism in Eukaryota, Fungi, Ascomycota, Sordariomycetes, Togniniales, Togniniaceae.
AUGCGUUCCUCACUUCUUUUCCAAGCCCUUGCAGUCGCGAGCAGCAUCGCCGGCUCUCGUGCCGCACCAUCUCCCGGCUGCUCAAGUGAUGGGGACUUUGUUCCGGGCUCGACCGUUAAUGUGACAGUCGGCAAAGAUCGAUACUACCUGCUAUACAUCCCCGUCAACUACGACCCCGAGGAGCCGGCACCGCUUAUUUUGUCAUUCCAUGGUGGUUCACGCAUAGCAGAGGAACAGCUGCGUCUCGACAAUCUGACGUCGACAACCUUUAACAAGGACUACAUCGUGGCGUAUCCCAAUGGCGUUGAUAAAACAUGGUACGGCGUACCCAACGUGACGACCAAUGACAAGGGCUUCACGACGACCAUCAUCGACGAAAUCUCCGCGUCCUACUGCGUCGACACCUCGCGCAUCUUUGCGACCGGCAAGUCGCAGGGCGGCGGCUUCGUCGGCCAGCUGGCGUGCGACAGGACCUUGUCCCAGCGCAUCGCGGCCUUCGCGCCCGUCUCGGCCGCCUUCUACGUCAGCGCGCCGCACUUCGGCGACACCUGCCACGCCGCGACAGUCAACAUCACGCCGUGCGACCCCGGGCGGCCCGUGCCCAUCAUCGACUUCCACGGCGGCGCGGACGGCACGAUCCGCUACACGGGCGGCGCGCGCAAGGGCGGCUGCCUGCCCACGAUCCCGCACUGGGUGCGCACGUGGGCCGGCUACGACGGGCUGAGCAAGAAGAACGUGUCGCGGCCGCUGACGGACGAGGGCGCGGUGCUGUACGAGUGGGGGGCGGCGGAGGGCAAAAGGGGGUUCGUCACGCAUGUCUUCUCCGGGCCGGACGUUGACCACUCGUGGCCGUCGAUCUUCGACAACCCGGACAAUAUCCUGCAUGAGGAUGGCCCGGCGUCGUUCAAUGCGACGACGAUGAUUUUGGAGUUCUUUGAGAAAUACCCGCUGCCAUAG